Messenger RNA from Bradysia coprophila, 884 nucleotides. RefSeq lists its product as uncharacterized. NCBI's taxonomy places the organism in Eukaryota, Metazoa, Arthropoda, Insecta, Diptera, Sciaridae. The record is from RefSeq and is a predicted model, not a curated record.
CGAAAUUAUUUAAACUUUUUGUCAGUAAAUUUUAGAUCUGUGGCUGUAUAUGGAGACAAUAUCGACUUAGAUUUUUUUUGUAUAAAAGAGCACACUUAUACAUUGCCUUAUUUUAUUCGGUGAUUGGCAUCUUAACAGAACAAAAAACAUCCAAAAUAGAGCGAGGAUAUAGUUUUAGGAUAGCUUGCACUGUACAAUAUUAAUAGCAUAGUUUUGCCAAUUUGAAAAUUGAGAUAUUUUCGUUGAGUGAAAAGUGAAAAAAUGAGAGCUGUGAUAAUUAUAAGCUGUUUGUUCGGUGUAGCAUUAUGUGUACCUGUCGCUUAUAAAGACCAGAAUCCAUCUGCUCAGCUUCCAGGUCGAAUUCAAGCGGAAGCAUCAGAUCCAGUGGAAUUGGCUAGAAAGCGAAGACAUUUGUUUGGCUUAGAUAUUGAUGUGUACAAUAACAAUGGAUUUGGAUAUUUCGAUAAUGGCUUUGACUAUUACGGAGGCGGCUAUGGUGGAUAUCCAGGGUAUGGUUAUGGAGGAUUCGGAGGAGGUUAUCCUGGUUAUGGAUAUGGAGGUUUUGGAGGAGGUUAUCCUGGUUAUGGCUAUGGAGGUUAUGGAGGAGGUUUCGGAGGUUAUCCUGGUUAUGGAGGUUACGGUGGCUAUGGAGGUUAUGGUGGCGGCUAUGGAGGUUAUGGUGGCGGCUAUGGAGGAUAUGGUGGCGGAUGUUAUGGAUGUUACGGUGGCUUCUUCUAAGCAAAAAUUUAAGUGAUGUGAUAAUGAUGUUUCUAAUGUGGAACAAAGUUUAUUGAAUGUUUUUGACUAUAUUAACCGGGAUAACGAUGCAAACAAAAAUGUUUUUUAGAAUAAAGUAUAAUCCCAACAAAAAUCUCUUCGAGAAA